AAAAGAAGGCGCUACCUUUUCAAGACGCUGGCCACACCCAAGGCAAGAUGGAUGCAGAGAGGAGUUUGUGGCCAUUUUGCAACGAUAGAUCUGCUCUGUGUUGUGUCGGUGCCUUCAGGCUGGUUGCAACGAUGGUUGAGUUCGGCAACUUGAAGACGGAUGCGGGCAUCGCCAAGCUCAACACACAGUGAGGAGGAGGGGCCCUGAUCUGUCUGCUGCAGCACACACAUCCAUUGAUCAAGCGCGUGUGUGGUGGUGUGGUGGUGCAUCUCGUGUGCUUGUCUGGCUUGUCUGUCUGUGUGCAGCUUGGAGAAGUGCUCGUACAUCACCGGCUUCAUCCCGACGCAGAAUGACGUCACGUGUCUCGGCAAGAUGCUGGCGUGCCCCGAUGGCAAGAAGUACCCACACGCGGCGCGAUGGUACCGACACAUUGCCCACUACACCCCCGUGAGGCGCAAGAUGUUCCCCAAGGGCGAGAUGGGCAGCAAGAAACCUGACGAUGAAGACGACAUCGACCUUUUCGGUCAGCGAUAGUGAGGCAGGCAGGCACACCUACCCGCAUCUGUAGCAUGGUGUGAUUCUGUGUGCGAUUGUGUGUGUUCAGGUGAGGAGACUGAGGCCGACAAGGAGGCCGCCAAGAAGCUGGCGGAGAGCAAGAAGGCCGAGGCAGAGAAGUCCAAGAAGAAGAAGGUGGAGAAGUCGCUCCUGCUCAUCGACUGCAAACCCUUCUCGAGCGACACCAACCUCGACAAGCUGGCUGAACUGGUCAAGCAGAUUAAGAUGGAGGGGCUGGAGUGGAAGGAACAGACCAAGAAGGUACGUGCGCCAUCGACCAUCACAUCCAUGUGCAUAUGUGGGCAUAUUGGUGUGUGGUUAUGCGUGUGCAGAUACCCAUGGCGUUCGGGCUCAACAAGCUCCAGGUGCGCCGAAAGCUGCGCACCCCAGAAUGGACAGGAUAGACAGACAGGCUGACCAUUGUGUUUGUGUGUGUGUGUCUGUAUGUGUGUCUGUGUGUGUGUGUGUGCAGGUCGGUUGUGUGAUCCAGGACGACUUGGUGUCGACGGAUCUGCUGUGCGAGCUGAUUGAGAACGUGGGCAUGACUGAGGAGCAGAUCAAGAAGAGAAAGGAGCUCGAGGAGGCCGAACACGAGGAAGGCGCGGAGGUACACACACACACACACCACAGAGAGAGAGAAGGGGAGAGAGACUGUCAUGUCCCAUGCUCUUUUUGCCUGUGUUGCCUGUGUGUGUUAGGACGAGGACGAAGAAGACCUCGGCCUCGUCCAGUCGGUCGAGAUCGCUGCCUUCAACAAGCUCUGAACGGGCAGCGUGCAUGAUUUUCCGGGCGUCCUCGUGCACGCGUCAACGCAAGAUUUGAGAGGUGUUUUUCGUGUCGUGCUGUCGUGGGUUGGGUUGCGUAUGCAUUCAAUUCACGACCCCCCGCUACCCCCUUUAUCGAUGCAUCAGUCUGUGUGGUCGAUCGGUGGUUCGUUGGUGACUUUUGUGCCUGCGACCUACAUGUGUUGCCCCCUCCCCCCAUGUUGCUCCUCGACUCAUUGGUCGCCUGGUCCGACUCCUAGCGCCUUUCUGUCUCGGGGCAGGCAGGGGCUCCGAGCCGGAGACGGCGUGCAGUGAGGCGAAGAGCGACCUGAGUUCAUUCAGCCGUGCCCGUGGCGCCGUGUGGAAGCGAACGAUUUUGAAGUAUGGUGAUGCGUUGCGUGGUCUUGGUCUUGUCGCGUGUGUGUUAUGUGCGUGAACUGGUUCACGCGUUGAAGAGGGGUUCGCGUGCAUGUGUCGAUCUGUCCCUCCAUCCACAUGGCCGUACUCAAAAAAUGCAUGGG
Molecule: messenger RNA, 1840 nt
Organism: Vitrella brassicaformis
Lineage: Eukaryota; Vitrellaceae
Source: the annotation of a GenBank genome assembly